AUGGGCUCCCGGUCUUUGCCCCCGGCCUGGCUGCUCUAUCUCGAAGACCACCGCAUCUCUACGUUCAAGAACUGGCCCUUUUUGGAGGGCUGCGCCUGCACCCCGGAGCGGAUGGCCAAGGCCGGCUUCGUCCACUGUCCCACUGAGAACGAGCCCGACUUGGCCCAGUGUUUCUUCUGCUUCAAGGAGCUGGAGGGCUGGGAACCAGAUGACGACCCCGUAGAGGAACACAGAAAGCAUUCAUCUGGUUGUGCAUUCCUUUCUGUCAAGAAGCAGUUUGAAGAAUUAACCCUCAGUGAAUUUUUGAAACUGGACAUGCAAAGAACCAAGAACAAAAUUGCAAAGGAAACCAACAGUAAGAAGAAAGAAUUUGAAGAAACUGCAAAGAAGGUGCGCAGUGCCAUUGAGCAGCUGGCAUGCUUGGAGUGA
Molecule: messenger RNA, 429 nt
Organism: Cynocephalus volans (Philippine flying lemur)
Lineage: Eukaryota; Metazoa; Chordata; Mammalia; Dermoptera; Cynocephalidae
Gene: BIRC5
Product: baculoviral IAP repeat containing 5
Exons: 4
Coding region: 1-429 (142 amino acids)
Source: RefSeq, a predicted model, not a curated record